Seriola aureovittata is the source of this 3468-nucleotide messenger RNA. RefSeq names its product polyhomeotic homolog 2a (Drosophila) (gene phc2a). The record is from RefSeq and is a predicted model, not a curated record. Lineage: Eukaryota; Metazoa; Chordata; Actinopteri; Carangiformes; Carangidae. The transcript has 7 exons. Gene Ontology annotation, molecular function: zinc ion binding; protein binding. Bases 343 to 1188 code for a protein of 281 amino acids. Gene Ontology annotation, cellular component: PRC1 complex; nucleus.
CACGCACACACACUAAGGGGACUGUAGGCUAUGUAGUUCGAAUAAGGAGAAAGCCGAAACAUAGUGAGGAUAUGAAUCAGUCUCUAACUUUGCGUGUCCUCGUGUAACGGGGUGGGCCCGCGCCUCGUUUAGCUGCUUAAAUAUUUGUCUGUGUUACAAGUGGCGGACUGGCUCCUCGCCGUUUUGGCGGAGGGAGUGGAAGCAAAUGAAAGCGUUGUUUGGAGCCGUUGAACAAAGAGCUUUUCUUCCCUCUACCAUUGUUACCGAGAGGAGCGCCUGUUUUCUAACUGAUUCAGAGGUGGUUUCACACUGUAAAAGUGAGGGGUGGCCUGUGCUCCAGUCAUGACCUCUGGGAAUGGGAACACUAACAGCAGCCAACACAAUGGAGAGAGCAAACCAGCCCAGGCCCUAGUCAAGACCCAUAUCCUCACCCAUCUGAUAGAAGGCUUUGUCAUUCAGGAAGGUGCUGAGCCUUUUCCUGUAGAACGUCCAUCUUUCUCAAUCGAGAGCCUUAGGAGACACACAGUAGACUCAAAGAUGGACGGCCUCUCACCAAAGGAGUUAAAGGCCCAGCAGGAGCCCAUGCUGACCUGUGAGCUGUGCGGCAGGGUGGAUUUUGCCUACAUCUUCAAAAGGUCUAAGAGGUUCUGUUCUACAGUGUGUGCCAAACGCUACAACGUGGGAUGCACCAAGAGAAUGGGUCUCUUCCCAAACCGCAAAACCACCCUGGAGAACAUGAAGAAACAGAGAGCACUGAACGGAAACCUCAAAAACUCCAGUUUAGAGUCUAAAAAGAAGAAGCCUGCUGCUGCUGCUCUGUCCACUGGUCACUCUGUCCACCCUGCACAGGGAGAGUCCAGCCAAUGUUCAGACUUGUCCGGCUACAAAAACCCCCCAUCCCCCCUGUCAGCCACCCAGCGGGUCCCUGCGGUGCAAGGCUCUGAGCUGCCCCUGCUGCCCCACAGCUUCCUGCCCAGUGACCCGGGCCAGUGGAACAUAGAGGACGUCUACGAGUUCAUCUCCUCUCUGCCAGGUUGUCUGGAGAUCGCUGAGGAGUUCCGCUCUCAGGAGAUCGAUGGACAGGCCCUGCUGCUGCUGAAGGAGGACCACCUGAUGGGAACCAUGAACAUCAAACUGGGCCCUGCACUCAAGAUCUUUGCCCAGAUUAGCAUGCUCAAAGACUCAUAGCCCAUCUUAGUCCUCACUCUCACUCUCUCACACACACACACACACACACACACACACACACACACACACACACACACACACUGCUCUCAAAGGCAGCUCUGGACAAACAGGAUGUGCUCAGGAUCCCACAUGCCGACUGACUCUGAGUUGAGUUCUGGUCCAGUACUUGACACUGGACCAGAGUUGUUUGAUGGGUGUUUUUCCUGCUGAACACAAGGACAUCAGCCCGGACUGUUUGACUCCCCUGAUACUCUGAUAACUUCACCCCAGCACCACCUCAACAGAACUUCACCCCAUAGUUUGACAGGAGUGGUGUGUUAGGUAGUCUAUGAUGGAAAAGUGUUUCACUGACAACAUGUUUUUGUUUUCAUCAUGUCUAAGUGUUCCUUUGGUUCCUGCAGGUUCCCUGUUAGCAGGAGUGUGACUGCUGUCUCUGUGAACUCUGGACAUUUCAGUCACUGAUGCUCAUCAAGUUAAUUACAGGGAAAAUACAAGCUCACUGGAUGGUAGGAAACUUUAGCUCCAUAAAGGUGGAAAAAUUACAUCAGGCAGGUUUUUCUUUUUUCAAUUUUUACAGGGAAUAAGAAAAGUCUCUUUCAUUAGACUCAGCACAAACCAUGUAAAAUCAAACAUUUUAUUUGAUUCAUUUUAUUAGUGUUUCUUCCAGCCACCAGUGGCAGCUCUGAGUUCACUGCUGCUGAGCUUCAGUUCAUGAGUGAAGCACAAACUAUCUUUGAUCAUGAUGCGUUUCCACUUCAGUGGAGGAGACUUUUCUCUGUCAUGUAUUUAUUGUGCAUAAAAGUUCACCUUGGCCAUGGACGUAGUAGCUCCCACUUAGUAGCCUUUUCCUGAGCUUUUUCCACCAGAUCCCAGGGUCUUCAUCAGUGGGUUUCUGUGACUUUGUGUUUUGUUUGUUUUGAUGUGCUCAGUGGCUGAACUGGUAGAGGUCCAGGAGAUGGCGAUGCAGGACAGUGAUGUGUAGCAUGACAGUCCUGGGUCAUUCAGAGUGUGUUUAGCACAGAGACUGGAAGUAAUGAGACUGUCGGCCUGACUCCCAUCAGCAGGUAGAAGAAUCCAACACCUUAAAAGUCAUGUAUGUAAUGAGUUUGGAGUCAUUAUUAACCAACAAGACAGUUUUGUUGAAAUUAAUGGAACCUUUUCAUUUACAGACCAGUUUUUCUCUGCUUCCAGUCUUUGUCCUCAGCUGGACUGAAGACGUCUCUACUGAGACACAGAGACCAGGCCCAGGAGGAAGGUGGUUCCCUUCUGACUCUGACACGGCUCACAACCCUCGAUUGACUGGUCAGAUACCCUAGUUGUAAUCAAGAAAUAGCUAAAGGACCAUUGGUCUGAAGACAGAUGUUGAUUAUUUUCAUUUAGUUUAAUUCAGUACAAUCACACUGACUCAAAAAACCUCAUCAGAAAAAUAUUUGUUUCCUGGUUGAGGAUGGUUUUUACUUCUGUGUCACUGUGUUUCUAUUCAGGGCUAGACACAGGAAACGUAAUGUGAUCCACUGCAGCUGCUGAGUCAUUUCACUCAUGUUUGUGUAGUCUGUGUGGACACUGUGCUAUAGUUUACUAGAAGCUGAUUCGGUGCAGUGACUAUGUCCACCCAAUAUCUUUUUAGGUCUCUUGUAUUUUCUCCUCCAUGUUUCAUUGAUUAGCUUGUUUUCAUCUCACAAAGCCAUGUUGAUGCAGACUCUCUGUUCACAGGUGCAGCUCUGUAUCAGAAAACAAUGGAUGCAAACAUGACCUGUCGUAUGUUCCACAGUGAUCAGGUAGCGUCUAUGCACACAGGAAACCACUGCCAUAAGUGCCUCUGGUGACAUGUUGACGCCCAAGUAUAAUUCAGACAUGAAAAACUGACGAAAGAGAAAGCUGUGGAUGCUUUACGUCAUUUCAUAACUUUACCAAAGUCAAGUGAAUGUUACUGCUUAAGUGCUGUCACAUGCUGAAGCUGAGGUGAGCCACAGUGAUGAUGGACUAGGUUCUUACUGCAGAUGUUCGAGAAGUUGUUUUCCAAAGUAUCUUUUUCUGUUUUUGAGAAAAAAAGCUGCAACUGAUGAAUCAAGAUCAUAAACACAGAGGCGCCCGUUCCACUACAAAUCCCUUCAGAGCUUUGAGUAGUUGUACUGUAAAAUUUCCAUGAUCUGUUUGUGGCAGAGUCGACUGUGAUUCACUAGUCAACACUCGGUUCAUAAUCUGCUCCACAGUCGCACUGUGAUGACAGGUGGUGUUUGUUAAAAGGAAUAAAACUGGUUUCUUUAGUGGGAGCUGUAA